Messenger RNA from Lecanosticta acicola, 1674 nucleotides. The record is from the annotation of a GenBank genome assembly. Lineage: Eukaryota; Fungi; Ascomycota; Dothideomycetes; Mycosphaerellales; Mycosphaerellaceae.
AUGUCGCUCAAGCAAGAGAUUGAAACCUGGGUCACCGCGCUGGCCGCGUACGACAACAAUGAAUUCGGCAAUGCGAUCAAGUGCUUCGAGCAGAUUGCGGAUACAUCGAAGAUCUUGUUCAAUUGCGGAGUGAUAUACGCGACACUGGGAGAGCACCAUCGGGCGGUGGAAUGCUAUCAGAGAGCUGUCCAGCUGGAUCAGUAUCUGGCCAUUGCAUACUUCCAGCAAGGCGUGAGCAAUUUCCUCAUGGGGGAUUUCGAAGAGGCGCUGGCGAAUUUCAACGAUACGCUGCUCUACCUCAGGGGAAACAACAACAUCGACUAUGAGCAGCUGGGACUGAAGUUCAAGCUGUACUCUUGCGAGGUGCUGUUCAAUCGGGGACUGUGUUAUAUUUACCUGCAACAGACGGAUGCGGGGAUGCAGGAUUUGAUAUAUGCGACGAGGGAGAAGAUGGUGCCAGACCAUGAUGUGAUUGAUGAGGCUAUUCGCGAGCAGGCGGAAGGGUACACGGUGUUUUCGAUUCCGGUGGGAGUGGUCUAUCGACCGAACGAAGCCAAGGUCAAGAACUUGAAGACGAAAGAUUACCUCGGGAGAGCGAGGCUAGUAGCACAACAGGAUCAGCAGAACCAGGAUGCCAGGCGGCAAGCGCUUGCGGCUAUAGGGAUCGACGACAGACCGGGGGAGAAGCUUUCGUAUGCUGCAUUGAACUUGGUCAGGCCGGAUUUACGAAGCAGAGGCAGACAACAAUCAGAGCCACCGCUCCAGCGUAACGUUUUCCCUCCCACACCACCGCCCGAGCCAGAGCGACCAGACUCAGCGCACGGACGGCGAAAAUCGACCGAGAGCACAAACUCCGAGAGAUCGAAUAAAUCCAGCAUCCAGCAAUCGCGACCAGCAGCGAAGCCUCUCCGGCUGGAACUCGGCGUCGCGGCCUUUGAACAGAAGACUUCUUCUUCGUCAGCAGCAGCGGCAGCAGAACGACCACGCUUGGGACCAAAGCGGUCUGAAUCAGAACGCCCACCCAUGCGACGAGAAUACUCCGGCGGUUCGUCAUCAACAACAACACGAAACCAACGACGCGCCGAAGCGCAUCGCUCUCGCGAGAUCCCGGAAGUGCGGAUUGAAGAGGAUCCGAUUCAGGCGUACAGCGAGCAGGCCUCGUCACAACCACAACCACAACCGCAUCACAUGCCCAGCAGAUCAAGUGCCCAUCGCAGUCAGCCCUUACCGAUCGAAGAAGAAGCGGAAGAGGAAACGUACGGCGUCUCGCCCUCCGAUUACGCCCAUUCACCGCUCGCUUUUGAAAUUGUCCCACCAAGACCGUCCGGUGGCAACCACCAUCAUCCUCAUCACCACCACCACCGCUCGCAUUCACGACGCGCGCCUCCUCCGCCGGAGAUCCGCAAGAUCCGCAUCAAACUCCACGCGGAGGACAUGCGAUACGUGAUGACCACACCCUCGGCCACGUUCGACGAGCUCUCCGAGCAGAUCCGCGCGAAACUCGGCCUGGGAGGCCAGGCGGAUUUCAAAUUGAAAAUGAAAGACGACGAAGGCGAUCUGGUGACUCUGGGGGAUCAGGAUGACUUGGAUAUGGCCGUGGGUAUCUGUAAGGGUGUCGCUGCGCAGGCGAGGUUGGAUAUGGGAAAGAUGGAAUUGUGGGUUCAGGAGAUCUGA